This is a messenger RNA of Tetrahymena thermophila SB210, 4847 nucleotides long. RefSeq names its product response regulator receiver domain protein. The record is from RefSeq and is a predicted model, not a curated record. Gene Ontology annotation, molecular function: phosphorelay sensor kinase activity. The transcript has 2 exons. Lineage: Eukaryota; Ciliophora; Oligohymenophorea; Hymenostomatida; Tetrahymenidae. Gene Ontology annotation, biological process: phosphorelay signal transduction system.
UAUUUAUUUAAACAUAAGAAAAACACCAAACUAAGUAAAAUCAAGAAAGAUAACACAAAAUUAUACAUUUUAGAUAAAAUCCAAAGCAAUUUUAAAUUUGGAUGUUUCGAUCUAAGCUGUUUCUCAGCUUUAAAGACUAGUUUGUAGGAGGUUAGUAUAAUAAAUAGAAAGAAGCAUUCCUCGAGGAAUAGCUUAAAAUAAUAUCUAGUUUUAAGAUAAUAUUUUCUAUUGGUAUAGUUUCCUAUUGUAUUUUUGAAUUAGAUGAAUAAUAUAACUUAAUAUUUAAAAUACUUCCUUAUUUCUUUGUAUGGCUAGCAAUUUUGGUUGCAACUAUCAAAGUUAAAUAAAACUAUAAAAUUUAUGUACUAAAACGAAUAAUGGUAAUUUUGAUUGAAAUAGCUUAUACUAUUGUAUACAGAGAAGUUUUAAUGAGGAGAUUUUCUAUAGAUAACAGUUAAAUUUUAAGCAAAGUACAGCUAUAUUUUCUCUUAUUCUUCCAAUUAAAUUAACUUAUCACUAUUUGCAUAUUUGAUAGCUGGAUUAUGAAAAUAUUUCACCUUAUAUUUCAUACAGAAUAUAUUGUUUUUAGACUUAUUGAGCCUAAUUUUUGGAUUAUGAUUUUACAAAUAGGAUUGGGAUUUGCUACCUUACUUUAUUAUAAUUCUGAAUUUUUAAAUAAGAAAAAUUUUUGGAAAUAAACAAUUAAAUAUGAAAACUCAAGAGGCUGGCAGUAUCUUAUAGAUUAAUUUUUACCACUGCAAAUAUUUGUAGUCAGUUACUCAAAAUAAAUAAAAAAAUCUUCACAAGAUAAAUAAUAGCCUGAAAAAGAGAAUGCUCUGAAGUAAUAGAAUCCAUCUACAAUUAAGUAAUUCAACUCAACCAAUUUCAAUAGUAAUAAAGAUACCAAAUUAAGAAAUACAAUAUAACAAUCUCAUGCUUUAAGUGACAAAUGCAAAUCAGAUGCAAUACUAAACUAUGCAAAAGACAGCUAAUAGCAAGAAAGUAGUAGUUAUAAAUUAAUUAGAAAAGAAGAUCUUGAGGUCAUGUUUUGUAACAAAAAUAUCUUGCAGAUUUUUAAUUUAACUUAAAAAAAUGAUUUAAUUGAUAUUGCUGAGAACAUGUUUUUUCCUUCUGCAGUUUAGCAUUAAAGCUAAUCAUACAAUUUUUAAAAGCUAGAUUCUCCAGAAAGUAAGUAAACUACUGAUCCUCAUUUUAUGAAUACAGUAACAAAAAUUAAAUGUAAUGAAGUGAGCUCUUCUGAAAUGAGCUGCGAUGAAAGCGAAUCUACCACAUCAUAAAAAUUUGUGCCUAAAAACUUAUUAGAAAAACUAUAGUAUGAUUUAUAUCCUCUUUACUAACAAGAGCAGUGCUAAAUCAAUAAUGUGAAUGAAUAACAAGAAGAUGAUGAAGAGGAUGAUGAUGAUGAUGAAUAAAACUAAAAUUAUGAUUUCGAAUCUUUCAAUUAAUUUAGGCAAUUUGGGAACAUUUAAUUUAAUUAGAUAUUUUAAGACUUUGAAUUUUUGAAAUGUAGCAACAGUAACUACAAUAAUGGAGACAUUUAUUGUAACAUAAAAUAUUGUCACAAAAAUAAAAAGAAUAAGACUUUUGAUUUAAAAAUAAUUAAGUGUAUGUGGAAAAAAAAGAGUUCCUUUAUUGUUAUGAUGACAGAUAUAAGCAAAAAAGAGCAAAUGUUGAGAAUGAGAGAAAUAGAUAAAUUCAAAGAUAAAGUGAUUGAUUCUAUAACUCAUAAUCUUAAAACUCCACUCAAUGGAAUUUUGCUAUCUUGUCAAACAUUAUAAAUGAAUUUGAAGUAGUCCGAAAAUUUGGAAAUUCUUGAACAUAUUUAUUAAAAUAGUUUCAUUUUACUUAACAUGAUAAAUGACAUUCUCGAUUACUCAAGGUUCCUCAAAGAUUAGCUUAAAUUAGAAAUGAAAGAAUAUAACAUGAGCAGUAUUUUAGAUGAAAUAUAUGCAAUAAUGAAGUUACAAUUUGACAUCAAAAAGCUUUAGUUUAAUAUCAAGGACUACACGAUGGACGCUUAGAUAUUUACAGAUAAAAAUAGGCUGAUCCAAGUUCUUCUUUAAUUCCUUACAAAUUCAAUAAAAUUUACUCAAAAAGGAUACGUAAAGCUUAAAGUAUCUAAAUAUAAAAAUGCUUUUAAAUUCACGAUUGAAGAUACAGGAUAAGGAAUGUCUAAGCAACAAAUAGAGAGACUAGGAAACCUAUUCAUGCAACCUCACAAGUCCUAUCAACAUGGUGUUGGACUUGGUUUUAUCAUGUGCAAACAUCUCUUAGAUAAAAUGAGUUCAGAAAAUAAUUUAACAGUGGUUUCAGAAGAAAAUAAGGGGACAACAGUAAUAUUCUUUAUAAGAAGCGAUCACCCCUAAAAUAAAAUUUAAAAUAGAUAAAUUACAGAAAAUAAUAAUAAUGAAUUGUAAAAUCAGAAGUAAAAUUUAGUUACAGCUGACCAUAGCGAAGAAUAAAAUAAUCCAAAAAUGUAGAAGAAAAAUAGUCUUUAUAUUAUGGCUAGCGAUCACUUAAAGUAGGCUAUAGAACACGAAAUCUAGGAUAAUAAAGAAAAUGCCAUACAUCCUUAAUUAAAUAAAAAAUAUAUCCCUCAUUUAAACACAUAGAAUCCCCCAUAAAAAUAAUUAGACGAUUAGUAUAGUAGUUAAGAGUAUUCUAUUGGACAUAAUUAACAAAGUUUUUUAAAUUUUAAGCAAGAAAAAAUAUUCUACACUCCUGAAAGCAUUCAUAAUGCAAAGCUUCCUCCUCAUUUUGGAUCUCCUAGCUUAUUCAGCUUAGCUGGCUAAAGAGAUAGCAUAGUAAUGGAUUAAAGCCACUAUCUUUAUGGAAAUAACUAAUAGUAAUUUUAUGGGAAAUCUAGUUUUCAUGAUAACCAUCGAAUAUCUGAAAUUAAAUAAGAUAUUGAUACCUUAAGUAAAUAAUAUCAUAGCUAAUAGGAUUUAUAACAGUCAAGAAGAUCUUCUCAGAAUAAAAGAAUUGUUAGUAUAUUUCAAGAUAAAAAUAGAGAAAAUUAGGUUCAUAAUCAUAAGUCGCUAACAUAUCCAUAGGAUGUUGCAGCAUUAUAGAAACAUGCUAAAACUUUAAAUCACUUGACUGAAAAUACCAAUCAAAACACAGUUUAAUAAAAUAAAUUUAAUAGCAGAACACAUUCGUUAUACUAAGAAGAGUAUCUGCCCUAGCUCAAUAUGUAAGAGAGUAUAUUUGUGUGUCCAAAUUCAUCCUAAAACAACUUAAACUAAAAAUCUUUUAAUUGUAUUAAUUUAAGUAGUACAAACAAUAAAAAUAAAAUAUAAUUUAACAACAACAACAAUAAUGUUAAUAACUUAUAAUAUCAAAAUUAAUUUGUAAAUAUAUAAAAACCAAAUUAAAAACCGCUACUUAAUACCAAUUUUUAAAAGCCAUAAUAACCAUCAAUAAACUUAAUAUCACAGAUAUAUGUUUCUUCUCAUUCUGAUUCCUCUAUUGAAAACAAUGAGGAUGAUAAAGAUUUUGAAUUGAGAGAGAAGCAAAUGAGUGAGAAUAAGUAAUAGAUUAAAGUUUAUUGCUAAGAAAAAAAAGUUAAAGAUGAUUUUAGUUGUUUUCAUUUCUCUAAUAGCCUUACUAGGAGCUAAUCUUAGAAUGUGUAGAGAGAAGAAGAUUAGAUUUAAGAAGAUUAAGAAAAAUUAAUUAUUAGGCAUUUAAAUUUCUAAAACUUGCGCUCUACUCCUCAAAAAUAUCAAUCAAAUGAAUAGGUAAAUGAAUGUCACUCUAAUAAUAAGAUUUUGUAAUAAUUAACGACUCCAACUUUAAAAUAUAUAGACGCUUCCCCUUUUAAUGAUAAGUGUGAAUAAAAUGAUAAUUUAUUAAAUAACCACUUAAAUAAUUAAAUUACCUAAAGUCCUGCAACAAACAUCACAAAUAUUUCUCAUCAGCAUGGUAAUAAAGCAAAUGAUGAAAAAAUAUCUGUGAGCAUCCCUUGUUUGAAUAAUUGUUAAGAAACAAUAAGCAAGCCUCAUCAAAUUUAAAAAUAAAAAAUAGUUUCUUAGCUCAAUUUAAAAAUACCUUCGGAUCAAGCAAUUUAACCUUAUGUUAAUACAACAUAUUAGGAUUUAGUAACAAACAUUUAAAAUCUGAUUGAGAAUAAGAUUUAAAAAAUUUUAAUAGUUGAUGACAACCCCUUUAAUAUACUCUGUCUCUAAACUUUGCUGAAAAAAUUUAAUUUCUUGAAAACUUAUGAAGCACAUGACGGAAAAGAAGCUGUUGAAAAAGUACAGAAAGAGCACUUCGAUCUUAUACUAAUGGAUGUAAAUAUGCCUGUGAUGGAUGGUCUAGAAGCAACUGCCAGAAUAAAAGAAAUGCUACGUAACAAUAUAAUAGAGCCAACAAAAAUUUUUAUCGUGACAGCUUUUGGAGACUCUUUAGACAAGUAAAAAGCCCUAAAAAUAGGAGCAGACGCUCAUAUCUGCAAACCUAUGACUCUGGCUACGCUUUAUAACGAAUUAAAGCACAAUUUUUGAAUAAAUUAUAAUAAAUUUGAUAAGAAAAAAAUAUAUAUUAAACAGAAUAAUAAUCAUAUAUUAAUUAUGCUAAAUUACAAACAGAUUUUAAAAAAAAUAUUAAACAAACCAACUAACCAACAUUAAUUACUUUAAAUACUAAAAUAAAUGAGCACCCUCUCGCUUUGUACAUUAUUUUUUCACUAAAUUAGAACAAUUAAAUUUUUGAAGUUAAUUUAUUUCUUAAUAAAAUAAAAUAUUUAAAAACAGUGAAUAUUGUUAAUUUAUAUAUUUCUAUUUAUUUAUUUGUUAAUCAGUCAGUUAUUUAGUUAAUGUAAAUGCACU